Messenger RNA from Penicillium lagena, 1104 nucleotides. RefSeq lists its product as uncharacterized. NCBI's taxonomy places the organism in Eukaryota, Fungi, Ascomycota, Eurotiomycetes, Eurotiales, Aspergillaceae. Gene Ontology annotation, molecular function: fatty acyl-CoA hydrolase activity. Gene Ontology annotation, cellular component: peroxisomal matrix. Gene Ontology annotation, biological process: acyl-CoA metabolic process; fatty acid catabolic process. The transcript is spliced from 4 exons. The coding region runs from base 1 to 1104 and encodes 367 amino acids. The record is from RefSeq and is a predicted model, not a curated record.
AUGGCUAAGCGCGUAACAAUCUUCGAUCCCCCUCCUCCGGAUCACUCCAAGGCGAUCAUCGAGAAUGUGCUCGAUCUGACGCCUGUGGUGGACCUCGGCCCGGAUGUUUUCACAAACACGCGCCCGCUAUGGCAUCCGCCCGGUGCCCGCGGCAUCUACGGCGGCGCCGCCAUCGCCCAGUCCCUUGCGGCCGCAAUGCGUACUGUCCCCGCUGACUUUGCCGUCCACAGCAUGCACUGCUACUUCGUUCUGGCCGGCGACUCCGAGAUCCCGAUUCUAUAUCAUGUCGAGCGAGUGCGCGAUGGACGCAGCUUUGGCACUCGCACCGUGCAGGCGCGUCAGCGGGGCAAGCCCAUUUUCACGACCACGCUGAGUUUCAGUCGCGUCGGCAGUGGCGGCGAUAAGACUGUUGAGCAUGCGGUUCCAAGGCCGGAUGUUGCGCUCCCGGAGGAGGCGGAGCCGGGCACUCUCAGAGCUUUGAGUAAUGCAGGUGGUGGACCCUUUGAGUCGAGGAAGGCGGGCAUUCUUAACCGCAAUUCUCCCAACCCCGAAGAUAAGAAAGUGCGACGAUUCGUCCGAGCUCGCGGUCAUAUCUCCGACGAGGGGGGCUAUCAAGCCCACCUGUCGGCGCUGGCCUAUAUCACCGACAGUUAUUUCAUCGGCACCAUCUCCCGGGUGCACGACAUCCCCCGAUUCUCGUCUCCUGCGGAACUCGAGAAACUUCUCAAAGCAUUGAAGAACCCCUCCGAUCUCGACGAUGAGGAUAUCACCCGCGCUUUGAAGGAACUGAAGGAGGAAGAAACCGUUGAGCUGCGCCGGCGUCUUGAGGGAGCUCUCAAUAAGGCUACAAACGGAUACAAAGAGAAGGAUCAUAAGUCAGUUGGCAUGAUGGUCAGCCUUGAUCAUUCGAUCUAUUUCCACAACCCCUGGGCCUUCCGGGCUGAUGAGUGGAUGUUGACUGAGAUGGAAAGCCCGUGGGCCGGAGAAGGGCGCGGUCUGGCGAUUCAGAAGAUUUGGUCCAAAGAUGGGCUGCUGAUUGCGACCUGCACACAAGAGGGAGUGGUGCGGUUAAAGCAGGAGAAGCCGCCUUUGUCGAAGAUAUAG